AUGGGAGACGCUAUCUCUGAGAAACCUCACAAUGCGUGGCUCGGUGCCAAGGGACCAGCUUCUCUUGAUCUUCGAAGCGAUGUCGUGACAACUCCUACCCCAGCCAUGCUUGAGGCUGUCUCAUCAUGCUCCUUACUGGAUGAUGUCUUUCAAGAAGACCCUGCUACCAAUGGCCUUGAGGCUUAUGUAGCAGAGCGCACAGGCAAAGAAGCUGGUCUUUUUGUUCUCUCGGGCACAAUGGGCAACCAACUUGCCCUGAGAUCUCUUCUUACGCAGCCACCCUACUCCGUACUCUGCGACUAUCGUGCCCACAUAUUCACAUCUGAAGCUGGCGGCACCUCAAAUCUUACAGGAGCUCAGAUUCAGACUGUUGUCCCCAAGAAUGGGAGAUAUAUGACGCUAGAGGAAAUCCAGGAGAACGUGACCCUAGACGAUGAUGUUCAUGGCUGCCCCACGCGAGUGAUCAGUCUUGAAAAUACCCUUCACGGCAUGGUCAUGCCCCUGAGUGAGGUCAAGCGUAUCUCCGAGUUUGCCAAGGAGCACGAUAUCAAGCUUCACUUGGACGGCGCGCGAUUAUGGGAAGCUGUCGUAUCCGGAGCUGGGUCUCUGACUGAAUACUGCUCUCACUUUGACACCAUCACCCUGUGCCUUUCCAAGGGUCUUGGUGCACCUGCUGGAAGUGUGCUCGUGGGUCCCAAGGCCACGCUGAAGCACGCUCGCUGGGUUCGCAAGUCCAUCGGUGGUGGCCUUCGUCAAUCCGGUGUUCUUACCUCUGCAGGUCGCGUUGCCGUGGAGCAAACUUUUGGCAAAUCGCCCAACGGUGAAGACGGACCCCUUAAAGCCUCCCAUGAAAUGGCCCGCAAGGUCGAUGACCUCUGGACCAGCAUGGGCGGUAUGAUUGAUGAGCCGACUGAGACUAACAUGGUAUGGUUGAAUCUCAAGGCUACAGGGUGUAGCGAGAAGCGGUUCAUUGAGAUUGGAGCUGAAGCUGGGCUCAAGUUUAUGUGUAAUAGGUUGGUGACACAUUACCAGGUCGCACAGAAUGGAGACGAGGUGUUGCGACGCCUAAAGGUGGUUUUUGAAAAGGUUCUUGGAGAGAGCCAAGACUCGAGUGCUCAGCAAAAGAUUGGAAAGGGAAGUGUAUAUGUGCCUCAAUAG
This is a messenger RNA of Fusarium graminearum PH-1, 1158 nucleotides long. RefSeq lists its product as uncharacterized. Lineage: Eukaryota; Fungi; Ascomycota; Sordariomycetes; Hypocreales; Nectriaceae. Gene Ontology annotation, biological process: glycine biosynthetic process; L-threonine catabolic process. The record is from RefSeq and is a predicted model, not a curated record. Gene Ontology annotation, cellular component: cytosol. The transcript has 3 exons. Bases 1 to 1158 code for a protein of 385 amino acids. Gene Ontology annotation, molecular function: L-allo-threonine aldolase activity.